Nyctereutes procyonoides (raccoon dog) is the source of this 819-nucleotide messenger RNA. RefSeq names its product EP300-interacting inhibitor of differentiation 1. Gene Ontology annotation, molecular function: transcription corepressor activity. Gene Ontology annotation, biological process: negative regulation of DNA-templated transcription. Bases 23 to 598 code for a protein of 191 amino acids. The record is from RefSeq and is a predicted model, not a curated record. Gene Ontology annotation, cellular component: nucleoplasm. The transcript has a single exon. Lineage: Eukaryota; Metazoa; Chordata; Mammalia; Carnivora; Canidae.
UGGAGGUUGCGCCGCGAGUACGAUGUCGGAGAUGAACGAGCUGUCCGAGCUGUAUGAAGAGAGCAAUGACCUGCAGAUGGAUGUGAUGCCCGGCGAGGGUGACCUUCCGCAGAUGGAGGUAGGCGGCGGGAGCCGGGAGCCCUCCCCGAACCCCUCCCGCCACGGGGCCCAGCCGCAGCUGGAGGAGGAAGGCCCAAUGGAGGAGGAGGCGGCCCAGCCAAUGGCGGAGCCGCAGGGGGAACGAGGCCUUGCUCCCCGGCCCAGCCCGGGGGAGCAGCCGGGCCAGCUCGCCGGCCCUGACUUCGAGAGCGAGGACGAGGGUGAGGAGUUUGAUGACUGGGAGGACGACUACGAUUAUCCGGAAGAGGAGCAACUGAGCGGUGCCGGCUACAGAGUAUCCGCGGCCCUGGAGGAAGCCAACAAGAUGUUUCUGAGAACGUCCAGAGCCAGAGAAGCAGCCCUGGAUGGCGGGUUUCAAAUGCAUUACGAGAAGACCCCGUUUGAUCAGUUGGCGUUUAUCGAAGAGCUUUUUUCACUUAUGGUUGUCAAUCGCCUGACCGAAGAACUCGGCUGUGAUGAGAUUAUUGACAGAGAGUGAUUACAUGCUGUUAAAAGAGGAGGAAGCUACUUGAGGAGAGACCCGACAUUCCACGGUCUUUUGGGCUCAUUCCAGAUAGAUAGUAACGGUGCCAAGGAAAAAAGUCGAUCUUCAAAGAAAAUUUUUGUUGUUGUUGUGCAGAGUAGAAUAGGGGCAGUGACUGCGCUCUUAUGAAAGCAUUGUUGGAGAAGAAGAAGAAACAUAUCAGGACUGUGGAAAUC